Messenger RNA from Australozyma saopauloensis, 645 nucleotides. RefSeq lists its product as uncharacterized. NCBI's taxonomy places the organism in Eukaryota, Fungi, Ascomycota, Pichiomycetes, Serinales, Metschnikowiaceae. The transcript has a single exon. Bases 1 to 645 code for a protein of 214 amino acids. The record is from RefSeq and is a predicted model, not a curated record.
AUGAUUUCUCCAAAGUACGCCUUGUCACAUUACUAUUUCAAGGGAUUGACAAACCCACAUGUGGUCAACUUAUACUUGGACUACAACUGUCCAUUUUCGGCCAAAAUGUACUUCACGUUAUUCAAGACGAUUCCACAGGUCCAGAAAAAGCAUCCAGAUGUGUUCCAAUUUGUGUUUGUGAACGUGGUGCAGCCAUGGCAUCCACAAUCGGUGUUACUCAAUGAGUACGCGCUUGUGGUUGCCCAAUUGCUUCGCGAAAAGGCUCCCGAGAAAUCCAAUGAAUUGUUCUGGAACGUAUCGUACGAAUUGUUCGCCAACAAGGACAAGUUUUUCGACAGUGUGACCUCCAAUGUUGGCAGAAACGACUACUACAAGCUCAUCAACGACGUGGUGUUUGAUAAGCUCGAGCUUCCCAUUACCAAAACCGACGUCUUGGGCAAAUUAGAGAUUGCAGCCACAGACUUGGCCAAUGCCUCCAACGCUGGAAAUGCCGCCAUUGCGGACGUCAAGUACUUCACCCGGUACUUGAGAGGUGUGGGUGUUCACAUCACACCAACCGUGAGUGUCAAUGGCAUUGUUGCCGAUCUGUUGUCCAGCGCUAGCACAACCGAAGAGUUGAUCAAGGUAUUUGAGAGCUUCCAGUAA